Molecule: messenger RNA, 477 nt
Organism: Coccidioides immitis RS
Lineage: Eukaryota; Fungi; Ascomycota; Eurotiomycetes; Onygenales; Onygenaceae
Exons: 3
Coding region: 1-477 (158 amino acids)
Source: RefSeq, a predicted model, not a curated record
AUGCACAUUCUGAGUGAUUUUUGUGAUGUGCCGGCUCCCUUAAUUGAGUAUUUUGUUGAGAGCGAAUAUACAACGUUGAAAUUUCUCGAGUCCACGAACGUUCCUUCGCCAAGAGCAUUUGGGUUUCAAUUGGCUUUGGAUCCGGCGGACAAUGUCGGCAUAAGCUAUACGUUGAUGGAAUGUUUGCCGGGAAAGUCGUACUUGGAGCGUGAGAUCGACGCAACGGCCGAGCAAAAGUGUUAUGUGAGCAGUCAAGUGGCAGAUUUCAUGAUCGAGCUAGGCAAGCAUCCAUUAUCGAAAGCGGGAUCCCUCGCUUGGAGGAAUGAAAAACCUGAAAUCUCAGCCAUUGCGAGUAACGAUUUUCUUGUCCUGGAUAGAUACGGCCCAUUUGACGAUGCUUUGCAAUAUUUCAAAAGUAUCGCAGAUCAGUACCUUGAUUUGAUUGCUGAUAGGCAGUUGUCGGGGACGGAGAAGUAG